GGCUGCCAGUCGACGGGCGCUGAGAUGAGGAAGUAUUUGACUGCAAGCGCGUGUCAGUAGGCGGCGCAAGCGGUCAAUGCAUGGUGGUGACUAGUAGUGCGCGACUACUACUAGUAGUACGACCAUGGAGACGGGUAUGAAGCACGUACGGUUGUCGACUUGCUGAAGCGCGACGACACUAUCAGGUGGUAGGCUUUGCUGAGCGUCCUGGUCUAAUAAGAAGGUCUCGGGCGCGACAGAGCGUGCCUGAGGCGGCGGCAUGGCGGCAUGAUGGGCGGUAGGGUACAUGCUGCGCUGCAACACGAUCCUCUAUACAAGCGUUUUGGAGUGAGGGACGUCAGACGUGGUAGGGCGAUGGUCGGAUGGAACACGAGGGUCGGAAUGGGGCUCGAAGGAGGACCUGCCAGGUUCGAAGAAAGGAAUAUGAGGCGCAAAGCGAAGGGAAAAAAGCCGGCGACGGUAUCAGAUAUGUUAAAAGGGACAAUAAAACGAAUCGAGGGCCUGCCUCGGGAUGGACAGACUCGAAGGACAAGAAGACUUGGACAGAGGGAAGGUUAGGGCUCUGGAGAUCUCAAACGCAAGUGGGCAGGACGGAGCUUUUAGGGGGGUGUCAGAGAGGGCACUUGAAACCCCUCGUUAGCAUGUUUGAGUUAUUCCUGGCCUGCGCCUGGCUAGUAAGCGGGCGGGCGGUGGCCAAUUGGGCGACGCACGCCGGGGCAGAGACAAGGGUGCGACGGGGGGGUGGGCGACUCAUGGGACGGCCGUGCAUUGCUGUCGUUGAGGGCGCUGGGAAGAGUUGGACGACGGGCAUUCAUGCGAUGCGAUGCGGUGGGAUAGAUGGGCGUCUGGCGUCGAGAGUCUGGAGUUGUGCAGUUCUGUUCUAUUCUGUGUGUGUGGAGGGCCUGGAUGGGAAGGUGGGAUGGGAUGGGAUGGGGCGCCCUUUCCCUUCCUGUCCUUGCUCGUUGUCCGCUCCUUCCUUCCUUCCUUCCUUCCUGCUGCCCACUCCUCGCUCGCUCGCUCGCUCGCUCGCACCUGCCUUGCCUUGACUUGCCUUGCCUGAGAGAGCCCGCACCUUGCUCGGGCAACGGACACGGGCAAGCACUCGCUUCUAGCCUAGCACCCCACCUGGGCACUUGCACCAGACUUGCCGGGCAGACUGGCAGACUUGCAUGCAGUGCAGCAAC
Cucurbitaria berberidis CBS 394.84 is the source of this 1184-nucleotide messenger RNA. RefSeq lists its product as uncharacterized. NCBI's taxonomy places the organism in Eukaryota, Fungi, Ascomycota, Dothideomycetes, Pleosporales, Cucurbitariaceae. The record is from RefSeq and is a predicted model, not a curated record. The coding region runs from base 363 to 1046 and encodes 227 amino acids. The transcript has a single exon.